AAAAAGGCAGAACAACUCUUGUAGACCACACAACUCAUCUUACCCUGACACACUCUGCAAGGUCCCAGACACCUGAGAAGAGACAAAUUCUAAACAUCUUUAAGAGAUGGCAAAGGUUUUCAAGAAGACCAGUGGAAAUGGAGGGCUCACCCUCUAUCUGGGGAAGAGAGACUACGUGGACCAUGUGUCCUCAGUGGACAGAGUUGAUGGUGUUGUGAAGGUGGAUACAGCAGAUUUUGGAGACAGAAAAGCUUUCGUGCAGCUGGCAUGUGCCUUCCGUUAUGGUACUGAAGACCUGGAUGUUAUGGGCUUGUGCUUCAGGAAGGACAUCUGGAUCCAGCAGAUUCAGAUCUACCCUGAGAGCAGCAAGCCCGAACUGAGCGCUAUGCAUGACACUCUGUUGAAGAAGGCAGGAGACAACUCAUACCCAUUCUCCUUUGACAUUCCAACAAACCUACCAUGCUCAGUCUCUCUGCAGCCUGGACCUGAUGAUAAGGGCAAGGCUUGCGGUGUUGACUUUGAGGUAAAAACUUACCUUGCCAAGGAAAAGAACAACCCUGAUGAAAAAAUUGAAAAGAAGGACACUGCUCGCCUUGUCAUUCGUAAAAUCCAGUAUGCCCCCUCUGAGGUGGGCGCCGGGCCCAAGGCUGACAUCUGCAAAAGCUUCAUGAUGUCUGACAAACCUGUCCACCUACAAGCGUCGAUGGAGAAAGAUCUCUAUUUUCAUGGAGAAGACAUCCCAAUCAAAAUUAGCAUAAACAAUGAGAGCAAUAAGAUAGUCAAGAAAAUCAAAAUCAGUGUGGACCAAACCACAGACAUUGUCCUCUACUCUGCAGACAAAUACACCAAAACUGUUCUCAACCAAGAGUUUGGAGAGACAGUGGACUCCAACGGCACCCUUGAAAAAACUCUGACCAUCACGCCUCUGCUGAGUGAGAACAAGGAGAAACGAGGACUGGCGCUAGACGGACGGCUGAAAGAUGAGGACACUAACUUGGCCUCCACCACUAUGCUGCGACAAGGGGUAGAAAAAGAGGUGUUGGGUAUUCUGGUUUCCUACAAGAUUAAAAUUAACCUCAUGGUGGCCGGAGGAGGCAUGCUGGGUGGUCUCACUGCCAGUGAUGUCUCAGUUGAACUGCCCCUGAACCUUAUGCACCCCAAGCCUGAAGAGUAAAGAAUACACAUCACUAGAGGAUGUUACCCUGCAAGUUGAGAAGACACCCACGGAAAGACAAGAGGACAACUGAGAGAAGUGACACAAGAUGAAGGAGAAGACUGUU
Molecule: messenger RNA, 1280 nt
Organism: Melanotaenia boesemani (Boeseman's rainbowfish)
Lineage: Eukaryota; Metazoa; Chordata; Actinopteri; Atheriniformes; Melanotaeniidae
Gene: arr3a
Product: arrestin 3a, retinal (X-arrestin)
Exons: 17
Coding region: 107-1174 (355 amino acids)
Biological process (GO): visual perception; signal transduction; G protein-coupled receptor internalization
Molecular function (GO): G protein-coupled receptor binding
Source: RefSeq, a predicted model, not a curated record